Messenger RNA from Bactrocera tryoni, 3461 nucleotides. RefSeq lists its product as uncharacterized. Lineage: Eukaryota; Metazoa; Arthropoda; Insecta; Diptera; Tephritidae. The record is from RefSeq and is a predicted model, not a curated record. Bases 735 to 2945 code for a protein of 736 amino acids. The transcript has 9 exons. Gene Ontology annotation, biological process: signal transduction.
CAAAAUGGCGUUUUUUGUUGAAAGAAUAAACAAAGCCUGAGAAAUAAAGUGAAUCCAAAGUAUUCAACGAAAAUGUGAUAUUGUAAUGGAAAAGACAACUUAAAUCUGCAGAAAUUUCGUGGUACACAUAUUGAACGCCCUCAAUAUCAUUUCUCAUACUCCCCUUGAAUAAACAUCCAACAACAAUAGUGUUGCUAUGAUGCACAAGUAGAACUUGUCAAAUGCAGUUUUUGCAGCACAUAUAAUGAAAAUAACAACAACUGAACAAGUGACGAGGCAUAAAUUCGUGGCGAGAAAGGGAAACAAGCUAUUGGAAUUGUGAAAAGUGAAAAUCGAUUAAAUAUUAUUUUUGCACAAAUCAAUCCUUUUUAUCUAUAAUCAAAAAUUAUUGUGAUAAAUACAUAUAUUUGUGUAUAAUAAAUGUAUGCAACAACAAAUUGUAAAAUGAUCGCUGCAACAUAUGCCCAUUAUUGCCAUAAAUAUGUGGUUGCUAGGCGUACAAUGAAAGAGUUAGAACAUUAAAAGCUAUAUUAAAAACGACAAAUGCAUUUCGCUUCACUGGAGCGUAAAGUUGUAAACGAAUAUUUUUUCUGUUGUGCAUACUUCUUGACUUGCAACUAGCACGCGAUCAACGCAGCUUUAACCGCCACUCCCAAAGGUGUACAAAUGAGUUUUAAAAAUUCUGUGGAGGGCUUUUAUUAAAUUGGCGCAUUAAAAGUAUUUCGUACCCGACCAUGGAAUUGAAAGUUUGGGUUGAGGGUAUUCAACGGAUUGUAUGUGGAGUUACCGUGAACACAACGUGUCAGGAUGUGGUAUUUGCGCUGGCGCAUGCCACUGGGAAAGUAGGCCGCUUUACACUCAUUGAACGUUGGCGCAACAAUGAGCGCUUGCUGGCGCCAAACGAAAAUCCGCUUAAAUUAUUACUGGAAUGGGGUGAAUACGCCAAUGAUGUGCAAUUUAUACUGCAACGUUCGGAAAAUAAACAACAACCAACAACGCAACGUGUAGACAAUUCUGUAGCCAAUAACAACAAUAAUAAUAACAACAGUAACACUAAUAAUGCAGCUGUGAUGUUGAGAAAGCCUUUAGGCUUAAGCAAUAACAAUAGCAAUAGUCAAAAUAAUAUUAAUAACAACAACAAUACUACGAAUAGUAACUACAAUCCACACCAAGUCAAGUCAUCACAUUUGAACAAUCUGGAUACAAAUUUAAAUAUAUCACCACACCUUGAUAAAUCGCGUGAAUUGAAGAAAAAGAGUUUUGGGCACGAUGCAAAACAUAUUGAAAAUAUUGGUAUUGUCAAAGGUAUACCACAACGUCACAGUAACAAUAGUGACAAUAACGACAACAAUAGCAAUAAUAAUUUAAAUAAACAGCAACGAAUUGCGCCGGUACCAAAUUCUUCACCCAUAAACACAAAUUCGCCACACCUCGCGUCCAUCUCACGUUCACCCACUACAUUGACUGACAAUAAUAACUCGUCAGCCUUACCUCAGCUAAUCCCUCGCCACGAAAAAUCUCAUUCGAAUCCCACUGAAAUGCCCCGAAACCAUGCUCAUGCAUUUACCGAUGGUGCUGGAUUUUUUCAUGACUCACAGCAAAGAAACAAUGACGGCAACAACAAUAACAACAGCAACCAUAUAUAUCAGCAAAUCGGUGCUCAGAACAGCAAGUCAAUCAACGAAAUUAAUUUGGCUGUUGUGCGUGAGUCGCUGGAUCGCCGCAUAGCCACCAACAGUCCGGACGUGCUGUAUGCCACACCGCAUAGCAACAACUUCAAUAACAACAAUAGCAGCAAUAGUUGCAGCAGUAGUAGCAGUGAAAAUCUCCUUGACAUCUACAAUGGCAAUGUGAAUCGCAGUGGUGGGGUUGGCGGUGAUAUGCCACCGGAUUUGCUGUACAAAAAUGCGCCAACAAUUUCGGCAAAUGGCGCACUAGUGCCACCACCUUACCGCGAUCCGCCACCACCACGCAAUAGCCCGUUACAAUUGCAGCAGCAACAAUUCCAAACACAACAAUUUGUAGCGAGUGGCAUGAGCACUGCAGCUGUGAACACUUUUACGCAAGAUUACAACAAUGCAAGCGAUUAUGAUGUGGACUUUCAGCGCCUAGCUGGAAAUGGUAACGGUAGUAGUGGAGGUGGUGGUGGUAGUAGCGGCAGUUUGGGUAGUAUUGAGGAGAGCGAGAGCAUUUUCCAGGCGACACAGUAUAAUGAUUUAUUGCAGCUGAUUAAAUUUCAACGCGAAAAAAUAUCUGCGCAGCAACUGGAAUUGAGUAAAUAUGAUGCUGAAAUAGUUUAUUUGGAAAAUAAAGAGCGAGAUCAAGCCCAGGAGCUUGAAGCGAUUUCGCGUGAAAUCACCAAAGCCGAUCAGAUAUUUCGACAGGGCAGUGAGCAGUUACAAACACUACAGUAUGUGGAGGAAGAGAAUGAGCUGGUGAAGCAGCAGGAGAAAACAUUAAAAUCCGAGAUUGCUUUACUACGUUCAAAAUUGGCCAAUUGCGAAACUGAGUUGCUACAGUGCAAAAAUAAGAUACGCCUAUUGAUGAACGAUAUUGAGGUGGAGCAACGGAGCAAUGCCACCAAACAGAAAGCAAAUAGGCAAAAUGUUGAGCGCGAUUUUCUCAUGGAGAUGGAGCGCAUACAAAGCGAAAUCGAUCAGGCUAUACACAACACAGAUACGUCUAAUAAAACAGCGGAGAAUUUGAAAAAAGAAAUUCUAUUAAUUGAAAAUGCGAUCACAGAAAAGAAACGACAAGUGGAGCAAUUGGUGAAUGAGAUGAAAGAAGUGAAUCUGCAAAGUCUUACCGUUACAACAUCUGAUGAGAUUAAACAUUUUUUGGAAGGUUCCAAUAAACCCGGCAGCAGUCGUCGUAUAAUCGGCUCACCAAGGCAAUUGGAAAAUGCCGUGCCGACCAGCAAGAAUCCACAUGGUGUUUGGGUAUAACUUUUGCACAGAAUAUUAAUAUGAAAGAAUACAGUUACUAAUCUGCUUGGAAUAUGCGCUUGAAAAGCGUUUUACAUAUCGCAUACAAACCAGAUUGAUACAUUCAAAUAGUGUAUUAUGCAAAAAUGCAAAAGUUUAUUAUUAUAUCAAUCUCUUAAACUACUAAUAUCAGAAAUUUACACGAAUUGUUGAACGCUUGCAUAAACUAUAAAUACAUAUAAAACAUUUAUUAAUACUAAUGGUCACAAAAAUAAUAUAAAAAAAUAUUUCUGUAGCACACACAAGCACGAAAUUGACUGCAACGAACAAAUAUACAAAAUUCCACAUAUCCAACAAAUGACAUAAACACAAACACAUUUACACAUAACUAAUUAGUUGAAAUUAUAAUAUAAUAUAAUCAUAUAUGUACUUAAGCUUACAAAGUAGUAAUAUUUUGUUAUAAGACAAAUUUUGAUGUGCAACAAAUGCUCACACUCAAAGAUCUCUACUGAAACUUAAAAUGUUACAAAACUCUUA